AUGGCCUCAACCAUGCGACACCGACUUCCACAGUCCCCCACCGCGCUGAAAGGCAAGCGCAAGCGCAAGCACAACACCCCAGACGAAGCCAGCCUGCUCCAAGAGGCCAAGACCCGACUGCUGCUCCUCUAUGACGAGCUCCCGGAGUGGGCGAAGGACAACGAGCACAUUCACUCCGGCUGGCGGCCCGAGACCAACUCAUACCUCGAGUGCAUCAAGAGCAUGCUCUACGUUCACAACGAGACGGGAAACAUCUACUCGCACCUUCUUGCCGCCGUCUGGAUGGUCCUUCUGGGCAUGUGGUGGAGCUUCUAUGCCAGGGACCAUUAUCCCGCCACCGGCUCUGACGACGCCGUCGUCUUCUUCCUCUUCUUCUUGGGUGGCACUGUGUGCUACCUCCUCUCGACCGCUUAUCAUGUCUUUUCGAACCACUCACAAGCGACACAUCAAUUUUGCCUCAAGCUCGAUUUUCUAGGCAUCCUCACCGUCACUGCUGGGUGCUUCCCACCUGGUCUGUGGUACACUUUUCCUUGUGUUUCACGGGAGGUGAAGCUCACAUGGAUCACCGUCAACCUUACCGCCCAGCUCCUGGCGGCCCUCGCCGCGCUCUUCUCCAGAACCUUCCAGGCUCCCAGGAUGCGACCUCUUCGUGGCCUUGUCUUCUCAGUCAUGGCAUCUUCGGCGUUUUAUCCCAUCAUCAUCAAGAUCUUUCAAGUCGGUUGGUCACGGGCGAGUACCGAGUACGGAGCCUCAUUCUAUGUCUGGACCAUUCUCAUAUACCUGUGCUCGGUGACCAUCUACACAGUCAGUUUCUAUACCACCCCUCCUGAUUCAAUUUAG
Diaporthe batatas is the source of this 840-nucleotide messenger RNA. RefSeq lists its product as uncharacterized. NCBI's taxonomy places the organism in Eukaryota, Fungi, Ascomycota, Sordariomycetes, Diaporthales, Diaporthaceae. The coding region runs from base 1 to 840 and encodes 279 amino acids. The transcript is spliced from 2 exons. Gene Ontology annotation, cellular component: membrane. Gene Ontology annotation, molecular function: signaling receptor activity. The record is from RefSeq and is a predicted model, not a curated record.